AUCCCAAAAAAAAAUUGUCUUAGGGCUUGGGCUGGACAAGGGCCGGUUGAAAAAACGACCCGACCCACUCAGCUCAGUGCUCUGUGUUCUCGGCGGUGUCGUCCUCACGCGAGGGCAGAGCUAAAUGGAACUCAAAGACGCCGAUGAUCAUACCAUUACGACGUCGUCGUCGUCGUCGCCAUCAUCUUGUUCAUCUUCAUCGGCCGAUCAGCAGAUGACCACUACAUCUCACCAUCACUUCGGCAAUCCAAGCGAAAACUCAGAAGCCUUCUCCAUCAGCAUCAUUGAGAGCAUGAAAGAAGAAUAUGGAUUGUUUGUGUGGCCGUGUAGUGUUGUUCUGGCCGAGUAUGUUUGGCAACAAAGGUCCCGCUUUUCCGGUGUUAGCGUGAUUGAGGUGUGUGUAAUCUCUACUUCAAAAUUCCAUAUUUUACAGCUUGGAGCUGGAACUUCUUUGCCUGGGUUGGUUGCCGCGAAAGUGGGUUCGGACGUCACACUAACCGAUGACUCAAACAGACCAGAGGUGCUGGCUAACAUGAAAAGCGUGUCUGAUUUAAACAAUCUCAAUUGUAAAGUAAUGGGACUGACAUGGGGCAUGUGGGAUGCAACUAUCUUCAGUAUACAUCAAAAUGUUAUCCUUGGGGCUGAUGUGUUAUAUGAUACGAGUGGCUUUGAUGAUCUCUUUGCCACUGUGACAUUUCUACUCCAAAAUUCUCCAGGAUCUGUUUUCAUAACAACGUAUCACAAUAGAAGCGGGCAUCAUCUAAUUGAGUUCUUGAUGGUGAAGUGGGGGUUGAAGUGCACGAAACUUCUUGACGGCUUUUCAUUUAUGCCAUCAUACAAGGCAUCUGGGCUAAGUGGCAAUAUUCAAUUGGCAGAAAUUGUUUUGAAUAGUGAAGAGCGGGCAUCAUCUAAUUGAGUUCUUGAUGGCGAAGUGGGGGUUGAAGUGCACGAAACUUCUUGACGGCUUUUCAUUUAUGCCAUCAUACAAGGCAUCUGGGCUAAGUGGCAAUAUUCAAUUGGCAGAAAUUGUUUUGAAUAGUGAAGAGGUGAGAUAACAUAAGCCAAAAAUUAGCAGUAAGAAGCUGAAUGGUGACACAGCCUCUCUGAUUUUUAACCUUGUUCCAUAGCCAUAUGUCAAUUAGUUCAAUUCACCUCAGGGGCUUUUUAUUUGUGGAUUGCUGCUCCUUUCAUUUAUUGAGGUUUCCUGUUUCUUAGAAGCCAAUUUCUGCAUGUGAAAUUUUAGAUCUUGUGACUUGUUUAUACCAAAUUAUUUCACGACAGACAUACUGUUUGUAUAUUUUAUGCCUUGACAGGACUUUUUAGUUACAGGAGGGUAGUUUGGGAUACUUUCUUGCAUCCGAGACAGUACAUCACUAGAAUGAAUGUUACAAUUUUCAAGGUUUUGAGCUUGAACUAAUGAAUUUUCCUAAUGAGAUGGGAUAUUAUUUGAUCA
Molecule: messenger RNA, 1453 nt
Organism: Camellia sinensis
Lineage: Eukaryota; Viridiplantae; Streptophyta; Magnoliopsida; Ericales; Theaceae
Product: Putative methyltransferase family protein
Cellular component (GO): cytoplasm; nucleus
Source: RefSeq, a predicted model, not a curated record